This is a messenger RNA of Paramecium primaurelia, 3197 nucleotides long. NCBI's taxonomy places the organism in Eukaryota, Ciliophora, Oligohymenophorea, Peniculida, Parameciidae. The record is from the annotation of a GenBank genome assembly.
AUGUCUUAUUAUGAUUUUUCAAUUGAUAUAGAUGAAUAUGAUUAGGAUUAAAUCAAUUUAAUAAUUUAAUAAAUUUUUAAAAUCAAAAGUAAAGGUGGAGGUGGUUUAAUAUCUGCAUCAAGUUUUUCCUGUUUUAAUUGUUCAUUUGAAGAUAUAAUAGGAUUAAAAAGUUCUGUAUUUGAAAUAAAGACUUAAGGAGAUGGAAAUAUUUCAUUCAUAAAUUUAACAAUAAAAUCAUUAGAAUAUGAUUUAUCUUAAAUAGUUGAUAGUACAGGUUGUAUUACUAUUUAUUCUUCUAAUAGUUUACUUAAUUUAUAAAUUUAUAAUGCAGUAUUUUAAAAUAUAUUCAAUAGAAUGGCUCCUUCAAUUUUUACAAUAAUUCCUUCAUUAUAAAAGAAUUAAGUAAGAAUUGAAGAUAUUUAAAUUAUUAAUACAAUAUCAUUAAAGAAUCCAAUUAUCAAUUUAUAAUUUUCAUCAUAUGAUAUAAAUUUAAAUACAGUAAUUAUUAGAAAUAUCAAAAUAUCAUAAUAUGAAGAUAUUUGGAUUAAAUACUUUGAUAAGACUGGAAUGAUUAGUUAAUCUGAAAUUUAAGAUCUAACUGGAACGUCUAAUGCUAUGAUAUAAUUAUCAAAUUGUAAAGUUGUUAUCUAAAAUAUUUUAAUUUAAGGUCUUUAUGCCUGCCCUUUAAUUAAAUUGAUUAAUGUUUAAUAUUUAUUUAUCUCUUAUUUUUAGGCAAUUGAAAUUCAAACAUUCUAUGGAUUCAGUCUCUUAGAAUUAAAACUAAAUUUGUAAAUAAAAUAAAGCAUUUAUUUUGAAUUCGUAUAUAUUUACCACUUUAAACCUUAUAUAGUUAGGGAUGCUUCAAUCUUCUACAAUCCUAAAAUAAAUUAUAUGAUUUCAGGAUGCGGUUAAGUUGAAAAUAUUUAAUAGAAUCCUUAGAUUUAUUAUUUUAAUGAUCUCAUUAAUCUUAUGUAAACUUGGCAAUUGAGCUCAAUAAUAGAAAUUCAAACUGAUUCAAAUUAGACGGUCAUAUAUCUUUAAAAUAUCUUAUUAUAGGAUAAUUUAUGUUAGGACUGUUCAAAUGGACUAUUAUUUUUGAAAAUGGAAAAUUAAAGUUAAAUAAUAAUUAGAGAUCUAAAAUGUAGUUAAAAUAUGGUUUAAAUUAAUGGAUGCAUUAAUAUUGUAACAAAUUAUUCAUAAAACUAAACUAUAUCAAUAUCUAACUCUAACUUCUUACUUAAUAACGGUACUAAUGGUAUAGCUAUAUAUUCAAGUGGCAUAGCCAUAAGUAUUGCUAAAUGUAAAAUCAUAUAAAACAUAGGCGCGUUAGGAGGCGGUUUAUUUUUAGAAAUGAAUAACAUACAUUUUUUAAUAAGAGAAACAAUAAUUAUAAAUAAUUUUGCAGACAAAGGAGGAGGAAUUUAUUUUUAAGGUUAAUCUCCCAUCAAUUAAGAGAAUUUUAUUUAAUCCCUCAUUUUAUUCAACAAAGCUAACACAGAAUCAAGUAAUUUCUUUGAAUUUCCAGCCCAUUUAAGUUUGAUUAUAAAUUCUUAAGAAAUGUAAUCAGAGGAAAUUUAAAUUAGUAAUAUUAAAUUAAGAAGGUUGUUGCUAAAACCUUAUAAAAUAAUAGAAUAAGGGGUUUGUAAAACUAGUUCAUCUUUGAUGAUUCCAAGUGAAUAAGUAAUCAAAGAUUAUACAAUUUUCAUUCCAUCACAACAAGUAAGUUUGAAUAUUUUCGAUGAAUUUCAAAUAUCAUUAAGAAAUAGUAGAAAUGAAUUAUUGACAAAUUCACAAUUAUUAUUUUGCCAAGUCUCACAAAUUAAUUUAGAAUUUAAUUAGGACUUCUAAUUAGAUGAAUCUGAAAUAAUUGCAACUCUUCAAGCAGAUUAUAAUUCUUACACUUUUGAUUUAGGAUCUAUUUCAUUUCAUUUUAAUCCCUAUCAAGAAGAAAAUGAAUAUUUAUAGAUAUUAAUAAGUUGCUCAACAUUAGAAUCAACAGAAUAUUUAUACUAUUUAAUUAAUGCAAGAACUUAUAAAUGUUAAUUAGGGGAAUUCUACGCUGAUGAAGGAUGUUAAAUUUGUGAAUCAAUAUAUGGAUUUUAUUCAGUAACUUAUAAUGCUACAAAGUGUUCCAUAUUUGAUAAAAUUAAAUUUGCAAAUAUUACUUCAAAUUCUAUUUAAUUAUUUGAAGGUUAUUGGAGACCCAAUUUAUAUUCAGAUUAUACAGAGUUUUGUUUCAAGAAUGAAAAAUUUUGUAAAGGGGGUUGGAUGGUUGGAAACGAACUUUGUAGUAUAGGACGUAUUGGAGGAUUAUGUGAAGAAUGUGAUACUCAUAAUAUAAGAGGGGAAGGAUAGUUUUUUAAAAAUUAAUCAGAUGCUGAAUGUUUUGGUUGCUCAAUUAAUACAAUUACACCUUUCAUUUUGACUUCCCUUUGGUAUUAAUAUGUAUUAUUAAAGGGCUAUUAUUACUAUAUUGAUAACAUUAAGAAGUAUUGAAAAAUCAAAUUAAUUAUUUUUUACCUGUAAACUUAAUUUUAAGCCAAAUAUUGCCAAAAUUUUAUUUAAAUUGGGCUAAGGUACUAUUAUAAAUUUAAAAUUUAGAUAUGGAAAGUAUUUUCAUAAAGAUGGUUAUUAAUUAUUUAUGGAUAUUCUCAGUUAUAUUUACAUUUAAUAUUAAUUUUUCGAUAUCACUUUCGUUGAUUGAAUCAACUAGUAAUGCUUCAUAAUUCAUGGCAUUUAAUCUUGAUUGUUUUAUAUCGAAUACUUUUGAAAAUGAACUCAUCUAUCUCAGGAUAAUUGCUACUUUUUUAUUAAUUCUUAUUUAAUUUAUAAUAAUAUAGCUUGGAUACAACUUAUAUACACUUUUGACAAAAGGUAGAUUCUAAAGAAGCAUUAUUUCAAAUACAUUAUUAUACCUCUAUGUGUCUAAUUACUCUAGUUUAAUCAAAUAGUAUAAAAUAUUUAAAAAUUAGAUUUUGUUCAAUUGUGUCAAAAAGAAUAAUAUCAAAUAUUUAAUAUGUAUAAGGAGAUGUUUCAUUAAUUUAUGGCACUUAGAAUCAUUAUUAAUGGAUGUAUGUAUUUGCUAUACCUGGACUAACAAUAUUUGGAUUAUUAAUUCCUUUAUUUUUUUUUUUUCUUCUCCUUAACAAAAAAGGCAAACUUGCAAUUAUAAAAGUUAGAAGGCAUAUUUGUUAUUU